AACAAUCCACAAUCUUUUGGUCGUUCUUUUGCAUCUGAUGCCAGGCAAAUGGACCCAUCGCCUGGACUCAUGUUGGAGCCUAGCUAGACGCUCUUCCCAGGUUCUCUACCGCCGAUCCUCUACGCAUGUCCCCGGCCGCAUCUUGCGAGGUGACAGCCUUGGUCCCGUACGUGAUGAUGCGCACCAGACGUUCCGUGUGCGCAAAGAUGGGACGGCGAAGGAGCUUCCGCUACCUCCUUCACUCGACCCGAUAGUGCUAGAGAAGAGGUCGUCAUGGGAACAGGCCAAAAGACAGCCAAAGUUUGCGGACUUUACCCCAUUUCAGAAGAAGCUAUGGGAGAAUCCAUUCGCACAUUCCCUAGCAUCGCCGCUUCGCCAAUGCCGCGCAACUCUCAUCUCUCUUCCGGUCGCAUUUCUCACGUCCUUACACGCCCGCCCACAUCCCACUACGAGCGACCCAUGGCUCCUCCCCGUAUCGCUGACUACGGACAAGAAACAUCUUGGGCCACCACACCGCUUUUUAGGCCGCCAGCUCGUCGCUGCACAACAGGGUAAAAAGAAGGCGUGGGAAAAGAGCCUCCACAUUCGCUUGAUUGAGAAGCUGGGCAGCAACAGUACGAGGAGGAUGGUCUGGAGGGAAGACAUGGCAGAAUUUGUCUUGGACAUGAUGCGCAAGAGGCUAGUUACGAAGCUCAGCUGGAAUUUUGGGUUCAGAGGACGCUUGACCCCGGUUUCGAGCCCAAGGACUGAGGAUAUUGAGAACAUCGAGGACGUUUCCUGCGUGUUGUUGUUCGGAUCGCUUCGUACGCGUGCAGAUGGCUUGCAAGAUCGCGCUGACCAGAUCAAAGUCGAGCUUGAAAAAUGGUCAAACUACUUCAGCAAAAGCUUGACUACGAAACUGGACCCACAUGCCUCUUCUGAAGUCACUCAUACCUCUCCGGUAUGGUACACGGAGCCGCUCGUUCCUCGCUUACAGCCUCGACUCCAGUACCCAGAGCUGGAGUUCAAGAGCACGAUAUGGUGCGGGAGGAAAGUAGCUGUGUACAGCUUGACGGACUUACUGGGCGAAGAGAAGGCGAAGGCGUUGAUCAAGGGAAGCAAAUACGACGGAGAAAAGUGCGUUGUGUUGAAGAGAGCAAGACAUAAUCGCAUGCUCGCCACAUUGCCACCAAAAACGCCGCCGCACAGCUUCCUCAGUCGCUGGCCAUCUUUCUCCCACUUGUCGAAGCUCCACUUGGUGAAACCCUCGAGGACUUCAGUGAACCCUACUUCUGCAGUGUGCGAGUUCACAUUUGUGCCAGGCAUGAGGCCAAUACCACCGAUCACAGCUUCUGGGCAUGAGCGCUCGCAGAUUCCGAAGUGGACCUAUUCGCGACAGGCCAAACGCGCCCUAUACGAUGAGGAACCGCCCACGAAACGAAGACGCGUUGAGACUGCGUACGAGAGCUCUGCAAUCCAUGCAACGACGAUAGCCACAUGUCCUUCGCCGAUGGAGAGUUCUUCACCAACACGCGAUGGCUCGGUGCCUCCCACCUCGAGUCCUAAAGAUUUGGCCGCCAUCUUCUCGGAUGAACUGCUCCAGUCAAGUCCUCGCUCCUCAUCAGCACCGCGCAGCUCUCCCCCAGCCCUGCAGAAACGACGACCAUUCUUCUCAUUUCUCAAGAAGCAAUCCGUGCCCAAGACACCAACGAAGCACCCCCUCGUAGAACGCAGCCACAAUGCCCACAGCCCGCCAAAGCAACCACCGAAGAAGAAGCGCAUGGUGCAAAUGCAGCUAGACCUAGCCACAGCGCAUCGGAAAACAUGCAAAGCUUGCGGCAUGGAGUACAUACCAUCGAAUGCUGAAGAUGCGGCCAUGCAUCGGAAGUUUCACGCCAUGAACCUAGGAGGUGUAGACUUCACGAGGCCAGUCAUUGAGCGUUUCAGAAAGAACCAAGUCUGGAGUGGAGGAGACGGAAGCUUCAUUACAGUCGUUGGGCGCAAAGAUGCGCUAGUGCUGCGCAACAGGGCAAGCGACGUUCUGAAAGUCGUCAACACAGAGCUCGCAGCUGUUCCCAUAUCAGACGAAGAGAUGUGGAGCCAGACAGGUAGUACAAGCUUCGCAAACGCGCCGAAGGAGACAACGGCUUCAAAUGCGGAUGCCUCUGCGACUGACGAAUCUGGCUCGCCGCUUGUCGAUCGCUUCAAGAUGUAUUUGUACAUCCGGGGCAACAAGUGCGUGGGAGCCUGCCUGGUGGAGAGGAUUUGGGAGGCUUACACUGUACUGGACCAGAAAGUUGCGUCUAAGCAGGCAUGCCAGCUUCCUGCUGCACAUCAAAGCUCUUCCAUCUCUAUCAGCACAGAGUCGGAUUCGGCCAUCCUGGGCAUCUCGCGAAUAUGGACAUCUAGUCAACAUCGGAAGCAAGGCAUCGCAACCAGGCUGCUGGAGUCGGCUCGAUGUGGGUUUCUGUAUGGAUUCAAGAUUGAGAAGGAACGGGUUGCUUUUAGCCAACCUACCGAGAGUGGAGGGAAUCUGGCGCGGAGAUGGUUCGGAAGCACAGCUGGAUGGCAUGUCUACAUGGACUAA
Cucurbitaria berberidis CBS 394.84 is the source of this 2566-nucleotide messenger RNA. RefSeq names its product sister chromatid cohesion protein Eso1. The transcript has 5 exons. The record is from RefSeq and is a predicted model, not a curated record. Lineage: Eukaryota; Fungi; Ascomycota; Dothideomycetes; Pleosporales; Cucurbitariaceae. Gene Ontology annotation, molecular function: protein-lysine-acetyltransferase activity. Gene Ontology annotation, cellular component: chromatin; nucleus. Gene Ontology annotation, biological process: mitotic sister chromatid cohesion. The coding region runs from base 38 to 2566 and encodes 842 amino acids.